AUGUUACCAAUAAUAAAUAGACCGUUACUCAAUGAAGCGGAAUUGACAACAGUACAUGAACGACUCUUUGGACCCGAUAUUUGUGUGUUACAAGAUGAUGAGCAAUCUGAACUACCAAAAUCCACAAUUAAAGAACUUGUCAGAUCAUAUAUCACCACAAAAGACCAACUUGUUUCGGCAUCAGAUACACUUGCCAAAAUGUCCGAGUAUUAUGUUUCCAACACAGAAGUUUCAAUAACAAAAGAAGACCAAAUGAAAUCAUUACAGGAGCAAAUGGAGAUACACGAACGCAUCUAUGACAAGAUGGAUGAAGAAGAUAAACGUCGAGAAGAAAUCAAACAAAAGUGCCACCAGUUACAGUUACAACUGACCACUUUAAAAGAAAUUAUUAAUAACAUAAUAAAAUGCAAUAAAAACGAUGAUCUUACAUUUUACAAAAACUAUGAUGAUAAUAUUUACGACAUGAUCGAUUUAGAAACGAAAUUGUGUGACGAAGAAAAAAGUCCACUUCUUCUCAAAAUUGCAGACAUUGAACUGAAGCACAAAAAUAAGAUUGAAAGAUAUAAAAACUUAUUAAAAAUGACUGGAGAAUUCAAAUUGGAGUUUUUUGGACAAUUUGGAUUGCCAAAAAACAGUGUUUUUGAAGACUUCCACACACUUGAAAAGAACAUCAAAAGUAAAUUUGGGAAGGUGCUGUAUCAAACAAAAGGUGUCCCAAACGAAAAUGGAAUUCAAACUAUUUUUAAUACAGAACAGAAAUUCUGUGUUGUUUUUAAAAAAACAGGCAAAGAAGUUUAUUGUGGAUGUUGUGUUAUAAAAAGUGAAGGUAAACAAGAAGUGUAUCCGUUUUCUAUCAAAGAAGAUGGUCAUGUAAUUUUGGACGUAAAAUGUGACAAUUACUUCAUUGAUACAAAUAACAAAGCAAUCACAUUUGGAAAUUACACCGUUGAAUUAGCAAAACAACAACAAGUGAAUGUUUCAAACAAUUUUGUGUCAAAUCCACUACACCAAAGUUUAAUGGGCGCACAACGUUCUUCAAAACAGGUUGUGUGUGGUAUGAAUGUAGUCUUUAAUCCACAAGUCCAGAAUCCAAUACAAUCCGAUAAACCACAAAAUUUAUUUAUGUCACAGCACAAUGAAACUGUUCCACUAAAUCAACAAAUAAUUGGCGCAUCAACUUCAUCAAAACAGUUUGCUUAUCCUACAAACCCAUUCUCCAAUUUACAAGUCCAGAACACAGUACAAUCCGAUAAUGUACUGGGUUUAUUUGUUUCACAACACGCUGAAGUAAUUUUAAAUAAAACUACUUUUAAAGAAGAGUGUCUCACAAUUAUAUCUCUCAUUUAA
Entamoeba invadens IP1 is the source of this 1347-nucleotide messenger RNA. RefSeq lists its product as hypothetical. NCBI's taxonomy places the organism in Eukaryota, Evosea, Mastigamoebida, Endamoebidae. The record is from RefSeq and is a predicted model, not a curated record. The coding region runs from base 1 to 1347 and encodes 448 amino acids. The transcript has a single exon.